Molecule: messenger RNA, 1329 nt
Organism: Peniophora sp. CBMAI 1063
Lineage: Eukaryota; Fungi; Basidiomycota; Agaricomycetes; Russulales; Peniophoraceae
Source: the annotation of a GenBank genome assembly
AUGACCGACUCUGACAUGCACGUUAUGAAGCGCUCUCGCUCUCAGGGAGAGCCUGACGGCACCCCGCCGAUGAAAUUCAGCUCGGCGCAGGUUCGCCGGAGAGGCCAAGUCUGGUCCAAGCAUCCAUACUACUACUUCCCGGACGGCUCGCUUUUGCUUCUAGUCGACGGUACCGCGUACUGUAUUCAAGGGUCCGUCUUGAUCGGGCAUUCGCCGUACUGGAGAAACGCUCUUGGGGAACCAAAGGAGAUGUACGAGCCGCAGGCCCUCAGCGGGAUAUCAUGGCAGGAGAUGGAUGCCUUUCUCUCCGUCAUAUAUCCUCGCUCUUAUGAGCAACACGAAAUCACGAGCGCUGAGGACUGGGCCUCGGUUCUCCGUCUGGCUUCGCUAUGGAGCGUUGACGACAUGCGAUCACUGGCUAUCUCCCAACUCGACGCAGUUGCGGCGCCACUAUACAAACUUGUGCUCGCCCGCGCUCUCGACGUGCCCCAGUGGAUUGAGCCCGCAUUCGACGCCCUUGCGCGCCGUCAGAUGCCUCUGUCGGUCGAAGAGGCAAGCGCUCUCACUAUGGAGGACGUCUUGCACAUCUCGGCGAAGCGCGAGAGUAUCUUGAAGGCCCAGGUCACCCGACUGCCUGCGAAGUCGAGCUCUGCGCGCGACGACACCCGGAACGAUUCGCGAACCCUGGUUCGUACUCGUACCAAGAGCUCGUCUGGGUCCUCACGUACAGCUGCCCCUACUGAAAAGUCGCCUCUUCCCCCGAUCACAGUACCCUUCUCUCGCAAAGAACUUGGCCGUCUUUCGACCAAGCUAUCCAAGGGUUACGAGUUCGAGGAUGCACUCGCAUUCGUGACGCAAGAAAAAAUACCAGCCUUUUGCCACGCUUUGGCGGACUUCACCGACGUUCUAUCCGCUCGGGGGCUGAACCAUCUUUCGUCCAGCCACAGCCUGUUCAAGCGUGUUGCGACCAGGCCGUCAUUUGUCCCAGCUGCCGUCAAACUCGCAUCAUUCAUCGUUUCGCAGAACGAGGGUGACGAGGCCCGGCAAUGGUUAACCAGCAACCUCUUCGGGCUCCGUCGGUGCCUCCAAGACGACGUGAACGGCUUACGGUCGCUAUGGGCGAGCGUCAAUCAGGCGAAGAUCAAGUAUCCAGACUUUAGUGUUGCGUACAAGUCCGCUUCCCGCGGGCACUACUUCACUGCAGGACUUCUCGGAUUGGACAACUAUGGAACCAAGCCUCCACGGGAGAACGAGUACAAAGAGAGAAGCGCAAACGUUCGGCAGUUCAUCUCAGCGCUGUCGGCAGACAAUGUUCGCCUCGUCAAGUAA